AUGCAUACUGAGUACAAGCCAGACGUUUCACUCUUCUUCCAAAAACCAAUACCUAUCAAUGCUGAACUUGAAAUCCCUCCAAGGAGCUACACCCCUGAUCAUUUGGAUGAAGUGGCAGAGGAUCAAUUGGACAGAAAUCUAGAUAUAGAAGAGCCCGAGAUUGAGAACGAAGCAAUUGAAGGUGAUGGCCAAGUAGAUGCAGAAGACAUUGCUCAGGAUGAAGAAGUUGAAGAGAAUGAACCAAGGAGGAGACUAGGCAGGAACCUUGGUGAAUGGGCGUCUCUGUCAAUGCAAGAAGUGGAAGAGUACAGCUUCAACGAUUUUAUGAUCGAGAUGCUUUCGAGACGUGCAGAAGCAGAAGCGAGGUUCUACAAGAGAAGUUCGGCCAAGAACAUAGCUAAUGAGUACAAGAAAGCUCUUUCCAACUUUAUACAUAUGAAUGAGAGUGAAAUCAGGAACAACACCGACCUCACCUGCUUGGAUCAAAGGUUUUGGGUAGCAUGUGAUGCAAAUUUCAAGGCAUUGAAAGAGAUUGCCUUAAAAUUCAUGUCUAUUGCUGCAACCGAAGCUGAUGUGGAAAGAAUGAUUUCAAUUGUGCGGAACCUGCGUAAUAGGUUUAAUCAAAACGCACGUGAAGAUCUAAUAAAGUGUAGAAUCCUAUUGAAGCUUUUCAUGACAAAUGAAAUCCUGAAAAAGAUAUUUCCAGAUCUGACUGAUCUUUAA
Messenger RNA from Trichomonas vaginalis G3, 723 nucleotides. RefSeq names its product ribonuclease H-like family. Lineage: Eukaryota; Parabasalia; Trichomonadida; Trichomonadidae. The transcript has a single exon. Bases 1 to 723 code for a protein of 240 amino acids. The record is from RefSeq and is a predicted model, not a curated record.